Molecule: messenger RNA, 1494 nt
Organism: Babesia ovata
Lineage: Eukaryota; Apicomplexa; Aconoidasida; Piroplasmida; Babesiidae
Product: epsilon tubulin
Exons: 1
Coding region: 1-1494 (497 amino acids)
Biological process (GO): mitotic cell cycle; microtubule cytoskeleton organization
Cellular component (GO): cytoplasm; microtubule
Molecular function (GO): structural constituent of cytoskeleton; GTP binding
Source: RefSeq, a predicted model, not a curated record
AUGAGAGAAGUAUUGAGCAUAAAUUUAGGACAGUGUGGCAUACAAGUUGCAAGUUGUUUUUGGGAAAUGCUUGCGAAUGCCUUGCGAUGUUCUGACAACAUAACUCCGGACGUGGAGCAAGUAUCGAGUUACUUUUCUCAUACAAAUGGCAACAUAACUUCAGAUCAAAUGUCUGCCGCCAAUGUUGAGGAUUACAUAAGCACAUUGAAGGCUAAAUGUAUUCUGGUGGAUACAGAUCUAGGUACAAUAUCGGAAAUACUACAAAGGCAACACCUACACCACAUAGACAGUGGCAACAUUGUGUGCGGCACAGAAGCGACGGGAAACAAUUGGAGCACAGCAUAUUGCAAUUAUGGCCCCCAAUACCAUGCUGCAAUGGAAGAAUUGCUGUCGACAAACCUUGAAAUCUGCGAUGAGUCGUUCCAAUAUUUCAAUCUCACCUUCGGGCUUGCCGGUGGCACAGGCGCUGGCCUGGGAAGUUAUAUGUUGGAUUUGUUAAGCGAUGAAUAUGGGAAGGUUCCUCGCAUUUGCAACGUCAUAACUGAGGGUACCAUGGCGGCAGUGUCCCCUUACAAUACCGUAUUCUGCCUUAAACAUCUUAACGAUUUGAGCAGCAUCACUAAUUUAUUCUCAAACGAGGCAUUAGCACAGCAGAAAAUGCAGUCAAAUGAGACAGAGUUGCCAACAUCACGGAAUCAGAAGCCCAAUAAGGAAAUCGGAUUUAACCAUGAGAAUGGACUAAUCAGCUCUCACUUGAAGGAGUUCGGCCUUGCAACGGUCACUAAAAAGUAUCCGGGUUUCAAUAUAAGAUCGGUACUGAACACAUUAAUUCCUCUACCUGGGCUCAACCUCACGUGCCCAUCAAUGGCGCCGAGGCAUAUUAUCAAUGAAGGUGCUAGUACGGAAGCUUUGAUCAACGAAUUGAUGAGGCCUUCAAACCGUAUUUCACCGAUUCCGCAAAAGAUCAAAAGCUCUCCGAUUGCAAUGGCUAUACAUGGGCAUUUUAACAACGAUUCUUUCAAGUACAUAAAGAGACUGAAACUGAAGCACAACAUGGUUGGGUGGAAUAGAGACGCUGUGAAAAUAUCGUUACCAGGAGCCAAUUGUAUACAGGAUGUAUCCGCAAAACAUGCUGGGAUGUACGGCAUCACUAACGACAGUUCUAUAUCCUCAUUUCUGCAAAGCUCACUAUCUAACUUUGAUCGUUUAUAUUCAAAAAGAGCUUUUUGGCACCAUUAUAGUGACGUAUUUGAUGAAGAUGAUUUUUCUAUGGCCAGGGAACACAUAGAAAAGCUACGUGCAGACUAUGAUACCACAAGCAACUUCAUGAUGCCUCCACAUCAUUUACUCGAUGAAACGUCUUUAGCAUCGCUAGGCGUGAAGCUACACAGCGCAAGUGAUAAACCAUGCACAGAUAUUUGGAACGAGACACCUGGACUCAUAGACUGUAACAAACAACACUGGUGGGAUCUUAAUGGCUCACCAUUAUUGUGA